This is a messenger RNA of Colletotrichum higginsianum IMI 349063, 228 nucleotides long. RefSeq lists its product as uncharacterized. The transcript has 2 exons. The coding region runs from base 1 to 228 and encodes 75 amino acids. The record is from RefSeq and is a predicted model, not a curated record. NCBI's taxonomy places the organism in Eukaryota, Fungi, Ascomycota, Sordariomycetes, Glomerellales, Glomerellaceae.
AUGCCUCGCGACGGAUCUGGAGCCUCUGACAACGCCGUUGAGGCCGGCCACAACAUCGUCCACGGCGCUGGCGAGGUCAAGGAUUCCCACGUUGACCGCGCCGACAAGACGGCGCCCCUGCCCGAGGGCGAGAAGGGUCUCGCCAUCGACGGCCUGAACGCCAGCGGUGGGCAGAGCCAAGGCCUCGCCCAGGGUCCCAACGUUGGCCAGGGCGGCAGAAGCAACUGA